UAUCCUUGUAUUGCUGGUGGAUGGGGGCAAUAAUGGAUGGGAUGAUGUGGUAGAUAUGCCUCAAUUAUCAGCAGUCAAGUUGGAGGUUACCUCUUCAGAAUCUGCCAUGGCCCCCAUCACAUCCCUGGUCUCUACCAUCCUGCUGUUGCUGUGGCUGACUACCCCCAGUAGGGCUUGCUCCUGUGCCCUGCCUCACCCACAGACCUCCUUCUGUAAAUCCGACUACGUCAUUAGGACCAAGUUCACAGGGAUCGAAGAAAUCAACAGUACUACUUUAUACCGGCGUUAUGAGAUCAAGUUGACCAAGAUAUUGAAAGGACAGAUUGCUGAAAGUCAUAACCAUGGUUUCCAGUAUAUCUACACCCCUAGCAUGGAGAGCCUCUGUGGAUACAUCCACCAGUCGAAGAACCACAGCGAGGAGUUUCUCAUUGCUGGAAAUCUGAGGGAGGGGCGCAUGUACAUGUCCACCUGCAGUUUUGUGGCUUCCUGGAACAAACUAAGCCUGGCUCAGCGCCAGGGCUUCACCAAGAUCUAUGCUAUCGGCUGUAAGGAGUGCACAGUGUUCCCCUGCUUCUCCGUCCCCUGUGAUCUGCAGAACAACAGUCACUGCUUGUGGACAGACAAUCUCUUCAGAGGCUCUGAGGCAGGCUUCCAGACCCGCCACCUUGCCUGCCUCCCACAGAAACCUGGCCUGUGUGCCUGGCAGUCUCUGCGGCAGUGGCAGGACUAA
Messenger RNA from Suncus etruscus (white-toothed pygmy shrew), 730 nucleotides. RefSeq names its product TIMP metallopeptidase inhibitor 1 (gene TIMP1). The record is from RefSeq and is a predicted model, not a curated record. NCBI's taxonomy places the organism in Eukaryota, Metazoa, Chordata, Mammalia, Eulipotyphla, Soricidae. Gene Ontology annotation, molecular function: protease binding; metalloendopeptidase inhibitor activity. The transcript is spliced from 5 exons. Gene Ontology annotation, biological process: negative regulation of endopeptidase activity; negative regulation of membrane protein ectodomain proteolysis. Bases 56 to 730 code for a protein of 224 amino acids. Gene Ontology annotation, cellular component: extracellular matrix.